AAUCGAUGUUUUGACAGCUCUAAUACGUACCGUAUACAGAAUAUUAUAUUGGUAAAAAAAAUUUUGGUUAGAUGCUGCUCUUUAAACCUGUCGAGUUUUACUUGGACGCCCAGUAGCUAUAACUUUUGGGGGAGGUCUCUGCCAAGACCCAGGCAUGUCUAGUUCGAACGGAGGCGUGGCAUCAGGGGGCCCUGGAAGCAGCGGCGGCGGAAGCGUCGCGUCGCCCGGGGAUUGGAUUUGCCCAGAUUACGACUGUCGGCAUCUGAAUUUCGCCCGUCGUUUGCAGUGCAACAAAUGCGACCGCGACCGCGAUGGCAGUGAUAAGCCGGAGCGGGAUAGAGACCGAGAUCGUGGCAACGGAAGCAGUAGCAGUAGCAGCAGCUCCAGCAAGAAGAAGCUGGGUACUGAGAUCGGCAAGGCGGCGGCCGACAAGUCGCGGGGUUUGUUUAGCGCCGAGGACUGGCAGUGCAGCAAGUGUGCCAAUGUAAACUGGGCCCGUCGCCAGACCUGCAACAUGUGCAACGCUCCCAAGUUCUCGGAUGUAGAAGAGCGGACUGGAUUCGGCGGUGGUUACAACGAUCGCGGUGUGGUGGAGUAUAAGGAUCGUCAGGACUCUGAUAGCGAGUACGAUGAGUUCGGGCGCCGUAAAAAGCGGAAGCAUAGCGAGCAUCGAGAUGAUUUCAAGCGCGCCAGGAAGACAAGUCGAGAUGAGAGAAACGAUGAGGAAGAGGAUGAAGACGAAGACGAGGGAGAUGACGAGGAUUUGUCAAAGUACGAUCUAUGGGGUGACGACGAGGUCACUUCUACGGAUGUUAAGAGCAAAGAGGCCACAGGAAAUGGCGACAAGGAGCGCAAGCGUACCUCUCGCGACUCCACCUCUUCCGUGACCUCCUCGUCGUCAUCUAGUUCGUCCAGCUCUAGCGACACUUCUUCGAGCAGCUCAAGUAGCUCCAGUAGCGGCGGUAAGCGGAAAACCGGAUCGCCCGGUAGACGCUAACUGCAAACCGUACCCUUUAGGAUCUUCUUUCUAAUUUCAUCUGUUUUUACACAUUUAUACAAGGCAAUUUUUACUGCCUGAUUAUUUAUUUGCCAGUCUGCGCUCAGAUGAUCAUGACAUAUGGUACGAUGUCCAGUCUACUGUAAAAGUAUAAUAAAACAUAUUAUUUAAGAACAUCAGCAUUUACAUUUAUUGUAAGACACCGUAAGAUUAAAUAAUCGGGCCUAAUUGAA
Drosophila eugracilis is the source of this 1230-nucleotide messenger RNA. RefSeq names its product zinc finger Ran-binding domain-containing protein 2. Gene Ontology annotation, biological process: RNA processing. The transcript has 3 exons. Lineage: Eukaryota; Metazoa; Arthropoda; Insecta; Diptera; Drosophilidae. Bases 155 to 997 code for a protein of 280 amino acids. Gene Ontology annotation, molecular function: lipopolysaccharide binding; RNA binding. The record is from RefSeq and is a predicted model, not a curated record.